GUUGGUUUGUACAUUGUGGAAGGAUGGCCGACAAAAGAAAACUCCAAAGUGAUAUAGAAAGAAAUCUUAAGCGAGUACAAGAAGGAAGGACUGCGUUCCAGGAAAUACUUGAUAAAUUUGAAAGUACUAAUAAUCCAACUCAAAAAGAAAAAUUUGAAGGUGAUUUAAAAAAAGAAAUUAAAAAACUUCAAAGAUUAAGAGAUCAAAUUAAGACAUGGAUUACGGCUAGUGAAGUAAAAGAUAAACGACCAUUAUUAGAAGCACGUAAAGAAAUUGAACAAGAUAUGGAACGAUUUAAAGUAAUUGAAAAAGAAACAAAAACUAAAGCUUAUUCAAAAGAAGGCUUGUUAUCGACUGAAGCUAAAAAAGAUCCAUUACAAAAAGAAAAAGAAGAAUUAGAUGAUUGGUUAAAACAAUGUAUCAGUUCAUUGAAUACACAAACAGAAAAAUAUGAAUUUGAAAUUGAAAGCUUAUCAAAUAAUACUAAAAAGAAACGAAUCGAUAAAGAAACAGCUUCAGCAAUUGAUGAAAAACGUCAACGUUUAGAAAUGUGUUGUUUUCAUGUUGAAAAACUUGAAGCUAUUAUGCGUUUAUUAGAUAAUGAACGAUUAGAUUGUACAAAAGUUAGAUCUAUUCAAGAAUCUAUUGAAUAUGUGAUCGAUUGUAGUGAUAAUCAGUCUAUGUUUGAUUUUAAGAAUAUUUAUGAUGAUUUAUGUUUAGAUGAGUUAGGCGAUACUACUGGAAUCACUGCAGCGUCAGGCGCUGCGACAGGAAAUCAAGAGCAUGAUCUAAAUGGUGUAAUUACUACCACUGGCACAACGUUGGUGAGCCAACGAGGAGGAAGUGAUGAUGCAGGCUCGUCAACCUCAACUCAUACAACUGCAUCAAAUAAUACAGAUUCAUCUGUCACUCAUCCUGGUUCUUCAGCUUCGUCAAAUGCGUCUUCCAGAGAACGUACUAAAAGUGAUGAUAAAGUUUGUUUAUUACCACAUGUAUCUGCUUCUUCUACUAGUACACCUAUGAAAUCUUCAAAUACAGGUCUUUCAGGUAAACAAAAAUCUACUGCUUCAGUUAAUCAAACUGCCCCAGCUCUUAUGUCCCAAGUUGUUGCCGGUACUCCUAAUAAAUCUGGAAAGUUGAACGCAACUAGUCACCCGUCAAUAAACAGUAUAACAGUGACUGAAUUAGGCCCGACCAAACCUUCUAAUACCCCAGAUUGCCAAGUUGUUGUUGAUGAUCUUUCUCGAAGCCAGAAGAAUGAAACCAAUCAAAAACAUAAUGACAGUUCUAAUUCAGUUCCAUCAAAUCCUCAGUUACAGUCACAAUUAAAAAUUGGUCCUAAUGGUGAUAACAAUUCAUUGUCACCUUUCUCGUCUGUUUCAGGAACAAAUCCAACUUCUACAGCACCUAGUCUUGCAUUUUCUACCUCUCUUGUAAAAGAGGAGCCCUCUGUAAUCAAUAGUCGAGAAGAAUUACUGGCACCGUGUCAACCAACGUGUGUUCCUAACUCAGUGAAUUCUUCAUCACCUAUCCCAGUUCGAGUUAAGUCAUCCGAAGUUAGCAAAACUUCAGGUGUUACUACUAAUGUGCACAACAGUUCGGUACUUUCCUCUUCUACAGACGUAAGCUCUGAAAACGUAAAUCAUACUCCUCCCAGCCUAUAUUCAACGGCUAUGUUAGCUGCUUCCCAGGAUAAACAAUUAUUAUCUCUACUAGCUUGCUCUCAACAUCCAUCUUUGGGACGUGCAGGUUCUAAUAUUGUUAUGGACCCUCCACUUUCUGAAAUUUCCUUGUCUAAUAAAUUUCAUUCAACAUCUGGUAUUUCAUUGCCACUUUCUUCAACUAUCACACCUACAACCAAUCCUCAAAUCCAACCUUCCUAUUUAGGACUAGACAGCCAAUUGUCCGGUAUACAACCAUCGUUACAUUCUCAACAGUUAAAAAAUCACCAGAAUAGUCCUGUUCAUGCUCAUAUGCAUCCGCGUGAUGCUGCCGCUCCUUUCCGUAACAGAAAUUUGGACAAACCUAAAGGAGCUGUACCACAAGAACUUCUUUUACAAUUGCAAGCAUUAGAAAGUGGUUAUCGUCGAUUGCCGCAUUCAUGUGACACAGAGAAAUCACGUAUGAUUAUUUGUAAAAAUCCAGUGAAUUGUCCAAGUUAUUAUCCACGUGAACCAUUGAUCGGUACAGAUAAUGAAGAAUACUACAUGAAAUUAGAUGCACAAACAUUAUUUUUUAUAUUCUAUUAUUUUGAAGGCACUAAAGCACAAUAUUUUGCUGCCAAAGCAUUGAAACGUAUGUCAUGGCGUUUUCACACGAAAUUUAUGAUGUGGUUUCAACGACAUGAAGAACCGAAACAAAUCACUGAUGAAUAUGAAUCUGGUUCAUAUAUUUAUUAUGAUUUUAGAACAAUGCGACAGCGGAAAAAAGAAGAAUUUAUGUUUCAUUAUAGUUUUUUAGAAGAUAAAGACUUUUAAAUUCUACUACUAGUACUACUAACAAUGAUGAUGAUGAUUAAGAGAGAGAAAGCGAAUUUUUUGUGAUAUACCACAUAUCUCCUGCUCCUCCUCCUCCGCUUCCCGCCAAUUUUGUUCAAUAUGUUGAAUAUUUUAUACACUAGUGAAAAUAUUGAAUAUUUAUAUUUAUUUAUUUAUAUCUAUUGUAUAAAAUAUUUGAAGACGACCACGACGAUGACAACAAAAAGAACAACAACAGCAACUGGUAGGUGCUUGAUUGAUUGGUUAGUUGAUUAGUUGGUUAACUGGUUGGUUCGUUUGUUUGCAUUUUGUUCUAUUUUUUUUUUCAUUGUGUAAUAAAUUUAAUAAUUUCCCCCCUUUUUCUUCUGUUUCUUUUUUUUUUAAUUCUCUUACCUCUCUUAUUUCAAUCAUAAUCAGUAAUAAUAAUCAAUAAUCAAUAAUAAUCAAUGAUAAUCGAUAAUAAUAAUAAUAAACGUAGCGAUUUAAUUAAUCUCUAUUUUUAAACUGUAAAUGUAUUUAUUAUAUAAUGUGCAUAGAAAUACAAACAACAACACUGUGGAAUUUGCAUUUAAACAUAUACUUGAUAUAUAUAUAUAUAUAU
Messenger RNA from Schistosoma turkestanicum, 3078 nucleotides. NCBI's taxonomy places the organism in Eukaryota, Metazoa, Platyhelminthes, Trematoda, Strigeidida, Schistosomatidae. The record is from the annotation of a GenBank genome assembly.